This is a messenger RNA of Trachymyrmex septentrionalis, 4658 nucleotides long. RefSeq lists its product as uncharacterized. The transcript is spliced from 11 exons. The record is from RefSeq and is a predicted model, not a curated record. Gene Ontology annotation, cellular component: cytoplasm. Bases 1142 to 3949 code for a protein of 935 amino acids. Lineage: Eukaryota; Metazoa; Arthropoda; Insecta; Hymenoptera; Formicidae. Gene Ontology annotation, molecular function: cysteine-type deubiquitinase activity. Gene Ontology annotation, biological process: protein deubiquitination.
CUCCGUGUGAUCGGCACGUACGCUCGCGUUAUUCGUCCGGCAGCAGGUUUCUCCUCCUUUCCUUUCGAUUUUUUUUUUUUUUUCGUUUUCUUCUUCUCUGUCGCUCUUCCUUCCCCCCUCCUGGGGGGGGGGGAUUCGCACGUCCGGGGGACAUGAGCGAAAUAACGCGAGCGGUUGCUAGGUGUCACGGUCACGGAUGGUGAGCCGCGAUAACCGGACGGCCCGGACUCUUCGCGAAUCUUUUUUUCCGCGUGUCUCUUCCGCCAGGUCGCGAGAAGAACUCUCCGUUCCUUGUCGACGUCGAGUUUCUCAUCGUAAUUGGUGACCAUCCUGCACGAGUAUAUCCCACGUCAAUCUACACGUGUCGCGACUCACCGCUUCUGGUCACAGAGCGGGCACGCGUUGGCGCUUCGUGUAACGAAAUCCGAAACGACACGGUUUAUAUUGGAUAUUCCGGCGUUCUAACUGCGCAUUCUGACUCCGGUCCGGCGGAAAAGCGGGACGGCUGCCAGAUCGCAAGGAAAAAAAAUCAUCCCGGGCGUCAGAUCCGCGUCCUAUCGACUCCGUCGUUUGGCAGCGCCGUUAACACAUCCGUCACUUCCGUUUCCUCAUCUCCAUUACGAAAAUUACUCACAUAUACGUGAUAAUCGAUGAACCGCGGCGAAGCACAAAUAUUAUUUCAUAAAGAAACACGAAAAGGCUAAAGGUUUGCUAAAGCUGAUACUGAGCGUAUCGUUCGACAAUGUGAUAUGAUUUUGUUCUCGAAUGGACCGUCUCUGUAAUCUUUUUGCUGGAUAUAGUCUUCGGAGAAGUUCCGUAGAAAACGAGGGCAAGGUGACGCGAUAUAUCUGAGCGAGGGACGAGGUCAGAGAUUCCAACAGUUAUCAGAUUCAAGUUCGAGUGAUUCUCGCGAGAGGCGUCGGAUGUACUCCGUUUCUCGAGUUGGAUUUACCGACAAAAAGUCGUCGAUCCAACUUCCUGUGGUAGAUCUCUCGAGUGCGACGUCCGCGGAUGUCCGCGAUUCUCCAACUACGAAUACACAUACAUUUGAUCAGCGUCAAGAAAUCUUUGUAGUAAAAGCGAGAAAAAUUUCAAGCAUUCGACGGAGAAGCUCAAGGAGAUCGGCGAGCCGCAGUGCACAAUGUCGUAUCAUCGCGGCGGGCAGGCGGGCGCCGUAGCGGUCUCAUACAGUACCAGUCCAAUGGCACCGCACUCGCCCAGCCGAAGGUACUCGAGUGGCACCAGCGGCGGUGGCACCACCACCUCUGCGCUCGGUAGCUCCACGUCCAAGUACAGCAGCUACCGUUCCACCGGCUCAUCCUCGAUCCUGGACCGACCCACCAGCUUCUACACAUCGUCCUCGAGCUCGGGCUUGCGCUCAAACUUUAUCUCUUCGGAGUACAGGAGGUCCUAUUGCGCGCCAGGAAGCUUCUACUCGUCGGCUUCUACCGGCACGAGCGUCCGCAGGAACUACUCAUCGGAGUAUCACAGUCGAUCCACCUGCUCACCCGCAAGGUCAGUCUCGUCGUCGACGUACAGCGAAACGGGCGGCAGCAGCGGCGCCGCAUUAGCAACAACGAUCGUCAACGGCACCAGCAGCAGCAGCAGCGGUAGUGGCAGAUACAUCUCGACUACGCCAAGCGCCUCGGUCAACUCGUCCACGUCUUCGAGAGAACGCGGCAGCGUCGACGCGGCCGCCGCGGCCGCCGACAUCAUCAGCAGGUACUCGCCAGCCGGCUAUGUGCCUAGUAUUCAACGUCAACAACAGCAAACAAGCGGCGGCAGCGCGCAUCACUGGAAGCACCGUUCGCCGUCAUCGGCCUUGAGCGAAUUGUUCGGUGGGGACGAGCGCGAGGUCGAGCACAAGGAUCUCCGUCUGGAGUCCUUGCUCUCCUCGUCGUCAUCCUCAUCGUCCGUGGCUACCGGAGCGGCCGGUCUAUGGUCCAAGUCCAGCAAGAGAAGACCGUCUACCAACAGCACGGUGCUCGCCACCGUCGGGCAUUCACGUACGGAUGGCGCUGUUUCUCUCGCCGAGGUAACAACCAUCGACGAUCACGUUACCCGUAAACCAAAUGACGACGACGACGACGACGGAAACGACGGUACCAAGGACGACCAUCACAAUAACAACGGCAACGCCGGCAACACGGGGCGCGACGGCAACGGCGAGGAUAUCGCGUGCGGAUACGGCGUUAACAACAACGACAACGAGCAUGACGACGGUAACGACGUGGACGGGGACGACGACGGAAACGAGGACGAGGACGGCGACGACGCGAAUGACGACGAUAAUCUCAACAAUUGCCACCACCGCUUCCACCAGCAGCGUCGCCACCGACCGAACAAGGUCUCGCCCGCUAAGCGUAACGUUCUCUCACCCGCUGCCGCCGCCGCCGCUGGUGGUUUGAUCGGUGUUGGUAGCCUUGACCUGUUAACUAACCUCGCUACUAAUCCUCAUAACACCGAGCUGCUGAUCAAUAACAACGCUCAGGACAAGGUAACAGGAAGGGAGGAGGAGAACGAGGUUACAACGAACGACGAGGUAACGCGCGGCAUCGACGAUGUGCCGUCGAUCGUGUUUCUGCAACGCGAUCGCGUCAGCGAUAUUCCUGAGGAUGGCGAGGAAGAGAAUAGCGCAUUCAAUAGCACAGACGAAAACGAUUUCGGAGGAACGAUCAACAACAUAGCCGGUAGACCGUCCGUCGCACACGGCGACGACCCGUCCAUCCCUUCGACGUCGAGGAGAACAGAUCAACCCGGUCUCUUUUCGUGUGCUGCAGGCAACAGUCUGACAUCGUCACCGACGAAUCCAUCCACGGCACACCAGAGUAUCUAUCGCGGAGUCAACGAGCAAUACGAAGGAAGCCCGACUAACAGGUCGGCACGUAGCCGUCUGCAAGCUCUUCGUGAUGAACGAUGUGGUCUAAAUGGCUUACGGAAUAUUGGAAAUACAUGUUUCAUGAACAGCGUGAUUCAAUGCUUGAGCAACACAAGGCCUCUGUUAGAGUAUCUACUAAACGAACAAUAUCUGACCGACAUAAAUACGACAACGUCCAGCAUGAAAGGUGCUUUGAUCAAAGCGUUCAGUCAAGUGAUUCACGAAUUGUGGGAAGUGGGCGGUGAUCACGUAGUGAACACGACCGCGCUUAAGUCUCAAAUACAGAGAUUCGCACCACGUUUCAUGGGCUACAGUCAACAAGACGCUCAAGAGUUUCUCAGAUACUUGCUGGAGGGUUUGCACGAAGAUGUCAACAGAGUCACUACAAAGCUACCGCCCAUACACGGAGACAUACCUGAUAGUUGCACGGAUAUGCAGAAAGCGGUGGAGAGUUGGAAACGAUAUCUACGCAGCGAAGAUAGCACGAUAGUCGACGUUUUCGUCGGACAGUUACGUUCAUCUUUACGUUGCACUUCCUGCGAUCACGUAUCAGUCACUCUUGAUCCAUUCUGGGACUUAAGCUUGCCGAUACCAGCCAGAAGCGGUACGGUAAAGCUGAGUCAAUGCUUGGAGCAUUUCACAAGAGAGGAGGUAUUAGAUGGCGACGAGAAACCAACAUGUUCCAAAUGUCAAAUGAGAAGAAAGUGCACCAAGAGCUUCAGCAUACAGAAAUUCCCGAAAAUUUUGGUUAUUCAUUUGAAACGUUUCUCUCCGAUGGAGCGCUUUCGCGGCAAGCUGAACGUGAUGGUGGACUUUCCCCUGACGGGUUUGGAUCUCAGUGCCUUUGCCGCCCCGAGAGUUCCGGGCUGCACGUACAAUCUGUACGGGGUCGCGAAUCAUUCUGGCACCACAUACUCCGGUCACUACACCGCGUACUGCAAACACCCGUACUCGGGGGAAUGGCAUGAGUAUAACGACAGCCGAGUGUCCGUCGUGUCAUCACGAUCGGUCGUUUCCAGUGAAGCCUACGUACUGUUUUACGAACAACAGCCUCACAGUUCUCAUUUGUAACCUUACGCCAUAUUUAGAGAGUAAAACAACCAUCUUGCCUCUCUCGAUACCUCAGCUCAGCCUAGUAAAACUGUCUUCUGACGUAUUGAAAAGCGACUAAACACUGAAAGAAACGGAGGGACAUCGUCUCUUCUCGGACAAGACCAACGUGACCUUAUUGGCGAUAAUCGUGUCUCUUCCCGCAAUACGUUUCUCGACGUAGUGUCGCAUACGUGUAACAUCUUUUCAUAAAAAAAAAAGCAUACGUAAAUCGCUAUAUAAUUGAUAAUUCAACGUAAUUAUGAUAUAUACACGUGCUUUUUGACGUGGAAAAGUAUUUCCGCGAUCAUGUUUGAUCUAUAUGGAAAUUAUUUUUUUACGUAAUAUUUUUUGCAAGUCCUAAUUUAUACAUUGAGAUCGUGUUUGAGAUAGGAAGACGAUACUGUAUUUAUUCGUUACUUUAACCGCAUGUGGGGAAUGUUUCUAUCUAAAAGAGAAACGAAGGUACGAGGGUACGAGGGUCGCCAAAGAUCACACAUAGACACACACACACACACACACACACACACACACAAUACACGCAAUGCUUCAGAUGUCUAGUUACUUUUGAAUAGACAAGUAGUGACACAUCUUCUGUCUCUUUUUCUCACUCUUCAUUGAACACAUGGCGACAUACAGCUAUUUACUUUUGUAAAAUAUUUUGUUUAAUAUAUAUAAUCACAGUCAAGAG